Aaosphaeria arxii CBS 175.79 is the source of this 432-nucleotide messenger RNA. RefSeq lists its product as uncharacterized. Lineage: Eukaryota; Fungi; Ascomycota; Dothideomycetes; Pleosporales. The record is from RefSeq and is a predicted model, not a curated record. The coding region runs from base 1 to 432 and encodes 143 amino acids. Gene Ontology annotation, molecular function: DNA-directed RNA polymerase activity. Gene Ontology annotation, cellular component: RNA polymerase II, core complex. The transcript has 2 exons. Gene Ontology annotation, biological process: transcription initiation at RNA polymerase II promoter; maintenance of transcriptional fidelity during transcription elongation by RNA polymerase II; DNA-templated transcription.
AUGGCAAGCCCAGCUGGCUUCGAAGAUGGACAAAAGGACUCAGCCAAGAAGAUUCUCUUCCGGUUCUGCUCCGAAUGCUCCAACCUACUUUUUCCUCGUGAAGACAAAGUAAAUAAUAAGCUUCUCUUCGCCUGCCGAACCUGCGCCUUCACCGAAGAGGCCCCCUCGUCAUGUGUCAUGCGCCACGAGAUCGCCUCCUCUGUCGGAGACACGGCCGGUAUCACCCAGGAUGUCGCACAAGAUCCCACGGUGGGUAUCUCCCAAACCCUUUCCAACACUACGCUCUCCGAGUCGUUCCCCGGCCUGUGCACCAUGUGCGGACAGGACAUUGUCUGCAUCGAGUGCGGAGAGGACUCGGCGCCUGGUCUCUGCUUUGAGGCCGACGAUGAGGAUCCCCUCACAGGCGUCGGCGAGCCAAGUUCAAAGAACUGA